Molecule: messenger RNA, 930 nt
Organism: Fusarium mangiferae
Lineage: Eukaryota; Fungi; Ascomycota; Sordariomycetes; Hypocreales; Nectriaceae
Exons: 1
Coding region: 1-930 (309 amino acids)
Source: RefSeq, a predicted model, not a curated record
AUGCUGGAACACUCUGCCGCAAUUGCUGCCUUACUGGCCCUUGAAGCAGGAGCCCAAGGCCAGGUGCGCGUCUCGGCUCUUCAAGGAGGCACUUUUACUCUUCCAAAGAAGUUUUUCGUCUCUGGAGCUACAAAUGAAGAGUUCACACGGGUUCCAUCAUUGUCAUUUCUCCUCACCCAGACUCGUGGUGCUGACAGGCGACACAAACGCACCCUCUUCGACUUGGGCCUUCGACGCGAUAUCAGCACGUACACCCCGGAGAUCCAGGACCACUUGAAAGAACGCUUGCCAAUACAAACCACACCAGAUGUUCUCCAUAUCUUAACAGACAGCGGGUUGAAAGCAAAUGACAUCGACCAGGUGAUCCUGAGCCACGUACACUGGGAUCACAUAGGCACACCGAGCGAUUUCCCGCAAGCCAAGUUUCUUGUCGGCGCGGGGUCCCUUUCAUUAUUAGAAAGAGGUAUCAACGGCCACAUGUCGCAUUCCAACUUCCAGCACGACUUGUUCCAGGACCUCGACGUCACCGAGUUGUCCGAGCCAAACAGCUGGGACUUGAUGGGGGGCCUCAGGAUGUUGGAACUGGGGGACAGCGGCCUGGUCUACGUGGUUGACUCCCCGGGACAUCUGAUGGGCCAUAUUUCGUUGCUUGUUCGAACAGGCUGUCGUAAGUGGGCAUGGCUCAUCGGCGAUGCGUGUCAUGACAAGCGCUUGCUGACGGGGGAACAAUCGAUUGCUGAGUGGAUUGACUCGGAGGGACGGACAUGCUGUAUACACAUGGAUAAGGCAAAAGCAACUGAGACUCUAGAAAUAUUCGCCAUAUGGAAACGUGCUUCUGAAGAGUGCGACGUUGCCUUGGAUAUCAUCUUUGCGCACGAUGUGGAAUGGGCUGAGUCACACGCUGAUGCCUUUCUACCUGGGGCAUUAUAA